Molecule: messenger RNA, 5135 nt
Organism: Pocillopora verrucosa
Lineage: Eukaryota; Metazoa; Cnidaria; Anthozoa; Scleractinia; Pocilloporidae
Product: EF-hand calcium-binding domain-containing protein 6
Cellular component (GO): nucleoplasm
Molecular function (GO): calcium ion binding
Source: RefSeq, a predicted model, not a curated record
GCAAAAUGGCUGUUCAAAUGUCAGCAACACACUGAAUGAGAUUUCGCUUUGAUUUCUUCCAUUAUUUCGGGUUCAAUUCUACAGAUCGAUACAGAAAUAUGGCCAAGGUUGCAGUUGCUCCGGCUGUUCAUAGUUUUUCUGAUCUUCGACCAUCUUCGCGUGCACUAACGAUAACACCUCGGCCAGCUUCCAGAAAGCCAGCUGGCUUUGGAACACUUGAUCGUCCUUCAUCUGGAAACAUUUCUCGCGGGCGGAAUGUUGCUGUUUCUUCACGUGGAUCAAAAGGGGUUGCAUCAAGUAUGUUAAUCAUACGCCCUGGAAGGCGGGAUUCUUCUGGUUCAAGUUUAGGUUCACCUAAGUCUCCAGACGCAAAUUUGAGUUUUAUAGAGAUCGAGUCACGUCUGAGAGAAAAGAUCCGAGUAAAUGCCGCUGAACUGCGUCAGGCUCUGCAAACAUUUGAUGCAGAAAAGACUCACACAGUAACUCAAAGUGAAUUUAAAAGAGCUCUGGAUUCGUUCUGUGUUCCUCUCACCGAGGAUCAGUUUGAGCAACUCAUUAAAAAGAUUGGUACAAACAGAGAUGGGUCAGUAUCAUAUAUAGAGUUCUUAGAGAAGUACCACCAGAGAGGAGGAACACCAGAAGGGUUACGAUUGCUUGGCACUCUACACAAGUUUAACCAAACAAAAUCUCCAGGAGAUGCCUUACCCAUUGAUGAGAUUGAGAACCAGUUAAGGAGAAAGAUGGGUGGUCAACUACAAAGUGUGAUGAAGGCUUUAAGACUCUUUGAUUAUAACAGAGAUGGUCACAUACAGAAACAUGAGUUGAAAAGGGUUAUAGAAAACUUCUGCUUCAGGCUGACAGAUGAACAGUUUAACAAGUUAUGGUGUAAAUAUGACAUGACUCGGAAUGGUCACACUCUAGAGUACAUGGACUUCCUCAAACGGCUUGGAGUUAAUGCAAAGCCUAAGAAUCAAACAGCAAGUAAAACAGGCCAAGUUGAGGGUCAACAGUUGGUGAAACUUGCCGCAGUAAACAGUCGACCCAAAUCAGGCCAAGAGAGGAAGCAAAGUCCUCCUGUUCUCACCAUUGUAGAACUUGAACAUAAACUCAGAAAGAAGAUGUUAGAAAAUCACAGCAAUAUUACUCGUGCUUUUGUGGCAUUUGACAAGCGUGGGGAUGGUUUUGUAACCUUAGAUGAACUUAAAAGAGUUCUGUUCAACUUUGCCUUUCCAAUGUCUGAUAAACUGUUUGUGGAGCUGAUGGACAGGUGUGGAAUUCGUGCAAAUCACAAGAUACCUUAUGAACAGUUUCUUGAAAAAUUCCAGGCACCAGUAACAAAAGGAAAUGGACAGACUAUUCCAAUCAAACCCAAUCAUAAGUACAAUCCAGUGCGCGAAGCGGAACAAAUGCCAACCACAGAUGACAUAUGGAAACUCCUCCAUUCAAAGAUCAUGAACAGUUUCUCAUCCAUCAAGCAAGCCUUUCUUGUUUUUGAUGAUAAUAAAGAUGGUCGUGUCACAAAACGUGACUUCAGGCGUGUCCUAGAAAGCUUCUGUUUCCGUAUGAGUCAACAGCAGUUCCAUGAGUUGAUGGCCAAGAUUGAUCCUUACAACAAAGGCUAUAUUUCCUACCUAGAUUUCCUGGACAGAUUUGAACAAAGAGAAACAGAGGGUGCACACCCUUGGCUGAUGUCAGAUCAUUCACCAAAAAGUGUCUCCCCUCCAGCCGUCAUGGCUUGGUCCACUGUGGAAGACAUCUUGCGCGCAAAGAUUACAGAUAACUGGAAAGCAAUUGCCUCAGCAUACCUUGGUGUUGACGGAGACAGAGAUGGAUCCAUAUCACGCGAUGAACUGAGGCUACUGCUGGAAAAAUACUGCCUUCCUGUCUCUGAUGAUCAUUUUGAACUGAUGUGGAGUCGGGUAGAUGAAGAUUCAAAUGGAACUGUUGAUUUUCAAGAAUUUCUUGCUAAACUUGGUGUGGACAUUGUUGGCGGGGACAUCAACGGUUUAAGCAGUAGAAUUCAUGAUGAAAGUGAAGCGAAGGCUCAGUUUAUGAAACAAGACCAGUCUACAAGACUGGAACUUGCGGAAGAGAGAGCCCUGAACCUCACAGGCCAGAAAACUGCUAAUGAAUGCAUGGAGAUCCUUAAGGAGUACAUCUCUCAAAGGUCACCAGACUUCCGAAAAACUUUUGUCAAAUUUGACAGCGAUGGAGAUGGAAAAAUUUCGAGAAAAGAAUUCCGAUUGAUUUUAGACAGUCUGGGUUUAUACAUGACAGAUGAUCAGUUUCGCAUUCUCAGUGCCAGACUGGGAUUUCACAAAGGAAAGAUUACAUAUAUGGAAUUUCUGGACCAUUUUCAAGAUCGACGGUCCUUUGGUGUCGGAGAAAAAGCACCCGAAUACCCAAGUCACAGAUACAACCUCCCGGUGCCUCAAGAAGAGUCGAUGAAAGCAAGUGUAGUGGAGGCGAAACUGAGAAGCAAAUUGCGGGAGAGCUUCCAGGACCUACGUGCGGCGUUUCAGAAGAUAGAUUAUGACCGGAAUGGGCUGAUUACCAGACCGGAAUUCAGGCGCAUUCUGGACUCUUUCAUGUUCCUGUUAUCAGACGAGGAGUUCGACAAGCUCAUGUCAAAUCUCGGAAUACAGAAAGGAGCUAAAUUGAAUUACAGAGAAUUCUUGAAACGGUUCGAGCAUGUUGAGACUGUUGAAGAGGGACAUCCAUGGCUGUACUCUAACCACAGCUUCAAUGAAACACAGGAUCUAAAUUACUUGAGCGCCGAGCAAGCGGAUGUCAUCAUCAGAAGGAAAGCCUGGGAGCAGAAUGCAGACUUGUCAAAAGCUUUCUUGGCUUUCGACCGCGAUGGAAACGGAAUAGUUACUAAGAAGGAGCUUAGGAAAGUGCUCUAUCACUUUCAGAUCCCGGUCAGCAAAGAAGAAUUCAAGAAAUUGUGGGAAAAGUAUGACACUGAUAGAAAUGGCUAUGUGGAUCAUCAUGAAUUCCUAGCCAAGUUAGGAGGGGAGAUGGCGCCAGGUGAUGUGCACGGACCAAGCACUCAGAUAACUGAACAGAGCCAACAGGUUAUGGAGAGUAUGUACAGGAAACAACAGGACAUGCACAUGGCUGCCACACUCAAUCAAGCUCAGGCUGCUUCGUUCUUAUCCGCAAUUGAAGUUGAACAACAGCUGAGGGAUCGUUUUCGUGACGGCUACGAAAGUUUGAGGAAAGCAUUCGAGACAGUUGACAAAAACAAAGAUGGUUACAUAUCGAGGAACGAACUGCAGAAAGUUCUGUUUGACUUUCACUACUUCCUGGAUGAUGUUCAACUCAAUAUUCUACUCGACAGGUGUGGUCUAUCCGGGAAGAACAAGCUUUCUUACGAGAAGUUCCUGGGCGCGUUUCAAGACCAGAGGCUUACUGGGUAUGGGCGCGUUACCUUGGAUACACCUGGCAAAGUUUUCACGCCGGUGCUGUUUGAGAGACACGAUUCACUUUCACCUGAAGCCGCCAUCAACAGACUUAGGAACAAAAUCGGCGAAAAUCCUGAAACUAUCCAAAGAGCCUUCGCCGCGUUUGAUCGAGAAGGAGUGGGACUGGUUUCUAAGGAAGACUUGCAUCAAAUAGUCAAUGCGUUCUGUUUUGUGAUGUCUGAUAAACAAUUUCAGGCACUCAUGAAGAAGGGAAACUUUGGAGAAGGAGACUUGAUAUCAUACGAUGAUUUCCUGAAGAGCUUUCAGAAAUCAGACGCCGAGGCAACUCGCAAGUGGCUGGAGAAUUUGUAUCCCUCUUCUGAAAAACGCCAAAGAACGGCCGAUAACUUCACCAAGCGGUCGCGUGUUAUGACUGAUGCCGACGUAGAGAAGAGAGUUCGAGAAGUUGUAGUGGCGCGAUUCUACAGUCUUGCAAAGGCCCUCACAGACGAAGACGUUCACCACAGUGGGACAGUUAGCGCCAGUGCUCUUCAUGAGAUACUCAAUCAACAUGCCUUCCGUAUGACAAGUGAUCAGUUUAACCACAUUUGGAUGAAGCUUCCGAAGAACUCCGAUGGUGCUGUGGAUUAUAGGGAGUUCUUGAAGAUAUUCUCUACAAGACCUGAAAUAACACGAGCAGCGUCUGCAACACCACCUCAUUCACGCGAUAGAAGGGCAUCAUAUGAGCCCGCAAUGUCUCCAGUCCAUACGCCUGUUAGGAUCCCCUCACCUGAAUCUUUGACCCCGCCCCUCUCAGCAAGUGACGUAGAGAGGAAUAUAAAAGACGCGAUCUGUCGUCGGUGGCAGCAGAUUCAGAAAUCCUUCAGGAACAUCGACAGUGGCAACAAGGGAACGGUGGAUUUUGAACAAUUUAAAGAUGUCCUUUUGAAACACGACAUUCAUUUAAGCCCAACCGAGUUAUUGUCUUUGUGGAGAAAACACAGCAGUGAAGAAAAAGGAGGAAUUGUGUACAAAGAUUUCAUGCGGCAUUUUGUAUUAAAUUUGAAAUCUCAGGAGGGAAACUCUCUUACUAGACCCAAAUUGCAGCCAAGCAGAAUGCCGACAAGUCCAGGAUACAGGAGUGACCGGUUAAUCGAACUAAUGGCCACUAUUCGAGCACCAAUAAGGCGUGAAUGGAAGGAAAUGAGGAGAGCAUUCAGGGGUCUUGACAAAAGUGGAAACGGAACUUGCUCACUUGUCGAGUUCAGACAGAUGAUGAGAAAAUUCAAGGUCGACUUAAAUGAAGAGGAGUUUUUCCACCUGUUUUCGUUUUACGAUAAGAACAUGACAGGAAGGAUUUCUUACAAUGAUUUCCUUAGAGCUCAUUUAGAGUAGGAUGUUACACUUUAGAGAACUCUGUGAGAUGUAGUGAGCUGACGAACUUGAGAGAAAUGUUGGCAUCGUUUAUGUUCAGUUGUUAAUUUACACACGAGAAAAGGAAUACUGUUCGUCCUUAUCGAACACUGUACAUAUUUCAAUCUGGUGAAGGAAAAUUGAAAUUCUGAAUAAUUUGUGAUGUGGUGGUCAGGGCUUGUGAGGUGAUGUAAGAAUCUUAGCUAUGAAUCUCGAUCGUAUUUUUGAUUAAAAGGUAGAGUGUCCUGCGUGCUUAUAUCUCAGAAUUACAAUUAAAUUACUGUUUUACUGUUUAAGAAAUCAAUAAAGAAGAUA